Prosopis cineraria is the source of this 1535-nucleotide messenger RNA. RefSeq names its product senescence-associated carboxylesterase 101-like. The transcript has 3 exons. NCBI's taxonomy places the organism in Eukaryota, Viridiplantae, Streptophyta, Magnoliopsida, Fabales, Fabaceae. Bases 1 to 1221 code for a protein of 406 amino acids. Gene Ontology annotation, molecular function: carboxylic ester hydrolase activity. The record is from RefSeq and is a predicted model, not a curated record. Gene Ontology annotation, biological process: defense response.
AUGUCGAAGGAGGUGAGUGAGCAGGGCCAAACCCACCAUGGCAAAGACUAUGUAGAUACUCUACUGGCUCCUCUCCUCGAUGUGGCCAAGCUCAAGUUUUGGUCUUUCUAUAAGGCCCUCAUCGCCGAGUUCAUCGCCACCCUUCUCUUCCUCUACGUCACCAUUGCCAUUGUCAUCGACCACAAAAAAUUUAGCUGCGGAUUAGAGUUGGCAUCAUUCGUGGCCAGCUCUGACCUUCUCACUUCUUCAUGUAAGCUUAUCUCAGAUCUAGAUGUUGAAACCCAUUCAGACCAGAAUCUGUUCUGCAAAAAAGUUAGCAAAGAAUCAGGUUUGACAAUUAUAGUGUUUCGGUCAACCCAAAAUCAUGUUCAAUCUGAUUUGCUUCUUUUUUCGAUCGACAUGGACGACAAUCUCUUCAAAUUUAUCUGUUCCAGAACCAACCCCAACUUCUCUCUUAAUCGGUCUGUAUUUUCCCUGUUCAAGAAAUACCGAACCCAGGUUGGUCAACUAAAAUCUGAGGAGAAUUUGGUGAAAGAACUGCAUAAACAGGAAAUGCUAUUGAUUAAGAAGAGUCAACGGUUUAAACCGAACAAGAAGCUGAAUGACAUGAAAAGAAAUAUGGCUGAGUUGGGAUGGUACAAGAAGCACACAAAGAAUGAGAGAAAUGGGUACUAUGAAAGUUACAAGGAUGGAUUUUUCCCUCGUGACCAGGACGCUAUCAUGCUCAUAAAAGUACUUAACGAUUAUUGGGAAGAUAUGGUGCAAGAGGCAGAGAAACAACCCCAGAAAGAAGGUGAGAAUUUUCGCACCAAAUGGCUAUAUGGUGGGACUAAUUACAGGAGAAUGGUGGAACCAUUAGACAUUGCUCGGUACUACAAGGAGGGAAAAAGAGACUACAUAAAACAAGGAAGAUCUGAGCAUUAUAAACAGCUAGAGAACCGGUUGGAAUGUGAGCCGCGGAGACAACCUGAGUCAAUAAGUGGGACAAAUAUAGGAUCUAUAUUAACCUUGGAUUCUUGCUUUUGGGCACGUGUGGAAAAAGUGGUUGUUUUAACUCAAAACCUUAAGGUUAUAGGAGAUCAAUCCAGUGAGGCAGAGAAGCGAGAGGCGAUGAAUAGUUUGGAUGAGUUUGAGAAGCAUGUUUAUGGGUCGCUAAAGAAGUAUGCAGUUUCACCAGAGAUUUUCUUGGCUGGAAGUAGCUUCGUGCGUUGGUGGGAGUAACUAUAGAAUCAAGGGAGCUUCACAUGACUCUGAAGUUGUCAGCUUCAUGAAGAAUCCAGCCAAUUAUAAGAAGUAUGAGGAGGGUGCUUACGAUUUCCCGUGAGAAAAUAGGCCUUCUGAAUUGAUCAUUCUACGCAAGAUUUGAGUACGUUAGGAUCUCAUCACUUCAUUCCGCUUUCAAUUUGUGUUCUAUUUCUUCAAGUGGUUUUUGCUUAUCUUUUCUAUUUUGAAUGGAUGCUCAUAAAUUAUUGUGUCUUUUAACAGAAUUUAAGUAUGAUUUCAACUGGAACUGUGCUUUUGGGGAAAAUAUCAUC